GACCAUCAGCAACUUCUCAGGGAGUUGCCCUCUUAUGUUCAACACUCGAUCCACUUUAGCAAUAAUUUUUAAAUGUAACCUCAUUCUCUUACUGUGUUACAUAUAUCGUUACUGGAUUCUUGCAUGCGCUGAUUAAAGGCAUCAGAAGCUGCGAAGAGUAUAAGUUCCUGUUAAGUGUGCAUUUCUCCCCCGUCUGUGUGUAAGGAAUAUCUGAGAAAUUAACGACGAAAGCGUGACUUGGAGGAGAAGAAGUAGCAUUGCUAAAAGACUAAAGGCCUCGUCAAAUAAUAUUAGAGAAUGAGUUGUCCACGCUGGUUACCGCUGGAAGCCAAUCCAGAUUUCAUGCAGCAGCUCGGAGUGCUUCCCAGUUGGCAGUUCGGCGAUGUCUUUGGAAUGGACCCUGAACUUCUCAGCUUGGUACCGAGACCCGUAUGCUCGAUUCUUCUGCUCUUCCCCAUCACAGAAAAGUAUGAAACUUUCAAACAAGAGGAGGAAGCAAAGAUCAAAACGGAAGGGCAGAAAGUCAAUCCGCGUGUUUACUUCAUGAAACAGACCAUCAGUAAUGCCUGCGGGACUAUUGGACUUAUACAUGCGCUGGCAAACAAUCAGGAUAAGUUGGAAUUUGAAAGCGGUUCAGUUAUGAAAAAAUUUUUGGAAGAUUCAGCCAGCUUAACUCCUGAAGAAAAAGCACAAUACCUAGAAAAAGACGAGAGCAUUCGUGUUACACAUGAGUACAGUGCACAGGAAGGGCAAACUGAGGCUCCGGGUAUAGAUGAGAAAGUCGACUUGCAUUUUAUAAGCUUUGUAAAUGUUGAUGGACAUCUGUAUGAACUGGAUGGACGCAAACCAUUCCCUAUAAAUCAUGGAGAUACGACAGUUGAUAGCUUGCUUGAGGAUGCAAUAGAAGUUUGUAAGAAGUUUAUGCAGCGUGACCCUGAUGAGUUACGAUUUACAGUGAUGGCUCUCUACAAGGUAUAAAGUGUUCCAAAGUGCAAGGAAACGCAAGCCACGAGGCGAAACUUGGAUUGGCUUCAAGAGAUGUUGCUUCACUCCAGACCCUUUGAAGCUGUGAUAUUCUGAUCUAACUUGUAGAGUUGAUUUGAUACUCUUUUGGAACAGGUCCAAUGUUUUCCCAGCAGCGUCUCCCCCAAGCCACUAAAAGAAAAUCCGGUAAUGAAGUGUAUAUCGGUGUGUACUUAUUGUCUUGCUGUAACAGGGUCCUCUGUUGAAAUUAGUCCCAGCCUACAUAUCUAAAGAUGAACUGACAGGAAUAGAAUUUCAGUUGGAGGAAAAGGCUGUGUGAUUCUUGUUGUAAUGUUUGCAACAGCUGUACUUAAAUCACUAACUAGAAAAUAAAUGGAUGGAAUUGUGCGAGCAUGAGUUUUAAAAAAGAUCCUGAUGCUCCUUGCUUUCAAAAUCUUCAUGCUCCUUAUUCAAUAAAUUAACUAUUAUUUGUG
This is a messenger RNA of Hypanus sabinus (Atlantic stingray), 1457 nucleotides long. It is a transcript of the gene uchl3, whose product is annotated as ubiquitin carboxyl-terminal esterase L3 (ubiquitin thiolesterase). The coding region runs from base 298 to 978 and encodes 226 amino acids. Gene Ontology annotation, cellular component: cytoplasm. The record is from RefSeq and is a predicted model, not a curated record. The transcript is spliced from 8 exons. Gene Ontology annotation, biological process: protein deubiquitination; ubiquitin-dependent protein catabolic process. Gene Ontology annotation, molecular function: cysteine-type deubiquitinase activity. Lineage: Eukaryota; Metazoa; Chordata; Chondrichthyes; Myliobatiformes; Dasyatidae.